AUGCUGCAGUGCGACCUCUACACACCAGAGUCAUGUAAGGGCUUUAGAUGGGGCUACCCAGCCCACCCUGCACCCCUACCCAUCCCCCCCUGCCCCCUACCCAUCCCCCCCUGCCCCCUACCCAUCCCCCCCUGCCCCCUACCCAUCCCACCCUGCCCCCCCUACCCAGCCCACCCUGCCCCCUACCCAGCCCACCCUGCCCCCCUACCCAGCCCACCCUGCCCCCCUACCCAUCCCCCUGCCCCCUACCCAUCCCACCCUGCCCCCCUACCCAGCCCACCCUGCCCCCUACCCAGCCCACCCUGCCCCCUACCCAUCCCCCUGCCCCCCUACCCAGCCCACCCUGCCCCCCUACCCAGCCCACCCUGCCCCCUACCCAGCCCCACCCUGCCCCCCUACCCAUCCCCCCUGCCCCCUACCCAUCCCCCCCUGCCCCCUACCCAGCCCACCCUGCCCCCUACCCAGCCCACCCUGCCCCCUACCCAUCCCCCCUGCCCCCUACCCAUCCCCCCUGCCCCCUACCCAUCCCCCCUGCCCCCUACCCAUCCCCCCUGCCCCCUACCCAUCCCCCCUGCCCCCUACCCAUCCCCCCUGCCCCCUGCCCCCCUACCCAUUCCACCCUGCCCCCCUACCCAUCCCACCCUGCCCCCCUACCCAUCCCACCCUGCCCCCCUACCCAGCCCACCCUGCCCCUACCCAUCCCACCCUGCCCCCCUACCCAGCCCACCCUGCCCCACUACCCAUCCCACCCUGCCCCCUACCCAUCCCACCCUGCCCCCCUACCCAGCCCACCUGCCCCCUGCCCCCUACCCAUCCAACCCUGCCCCCUAA
Coregonus clupeaformis (lake whitefish) is the source of this 831-nucleotide messenger RNA. RefSeq names its product vegetative cell wall protein gp1-like. NCBI's taxonomy places the organism in Eukaryota, Metazoa, Chordata, Actinopteri, Salmoniformes, Salmonidae. The record is from RefSeq and is a predicted model, not a curated record. The transcript has a single exon. The coding region runs from base 1 to 831 and encodes 276 amino acids.